GGAAAGUGAGAGGAUCUUCUUAGCUUAGUGCAGAUUGCUGCAGUGAGAGGACGAGAGGGAUGCUGAGCCCGAAGGUGCUUUAAAACAUCAGGGAGGAUUGGAUAUUUCAUGUAGCAUCCCAUCCAGUCCUGGAAGUUUUACUUUUUUUUUUUUUUUUUUUGCUUCUGUUUUCAUUCCUCAAGCCUGGAUUUUAGGUUUUGGGUUGGACACAUUUAUGGGUUGCUGGUAGAACGCAGGACAGGUGACUCACAAUGGCCGUGGCUUUGGAUGCAGUGUGGGUGAGGGUGAAGAACGUCUGUAAACAGAAUGGGCUCCUCAUCAUGUCGGUGCUGGCUGUGGUCAUUGGUUGUCUUUUGGGAUUCUUCCUGAGGACACGGCGCCUCACAGAGCAGGAGGUGAAGUACUUCCAGUUUCCUGGAGAGCUGCUGAUGAGGAUGCUGAAGAUGCUGAUUCUCCCACUGGUCGUGUCCAGUUUGAUGUCAGGACUGGCAGCCCUCGACGCCAAGUGUUCCAGUCGGCUCGGUUUGAUCACAGUGUCAUAUUACCUGUGGACCACCUUUGUGGCCGUGGUAGUGGGGAUCAUCAUGGUCUCCAUCAUCCACCCAGGUGGUGCAGCCCAGAAAGAAGACUCUGAGGACAGCAGCAAGCCUAUCAUGAGUUCUGCUGAUGCUCUGCUGGACCUUAUCCGCAACAUGUUCCCAUCUAAUCUGGUACAGGCCACAUUUCAGCAGGUAAGACCUUUGAUAUCACACAGCACUUUCAAACACAAAGGCUUUUUUUUAGGACUUAAAUGCAGGCAUUUUGCUGCUUCUGUUUCUAUUCCCUGGCAACAGUAUCGAACAAGUAGCGAGUACAUUGUGAAAUCCAAGCCAACGGUGAGUCAGGCCCAUUCAGAGUCCACCACACGGCGAGCGCUAAUCUACGGUAUCCAGGAUGAUAAUGGAACUGACAUCCAGAACUUCGCCCUUGACCUGACUCCACCUCCUGAUGUGCUCAUACGCACUCGAGAAGGAACAAGUGAUGGAAUGAAUGUUCUUGGAAUUGUUAUUUUUUCCGCCACCAUGGGUAUUAUGUUGGGAAGGAUGGGGCCAAAUGGCAGCGCUUUGGUCAACUUCUGCCAGAGCCUGAAUGAGGCCGUACUUAGAAUUGUUGCCAUUGUUAUAUGGUACUUCCCGUUUGGCAUCGUGUUCCUGGUGGCCGGUAAGAUCCUGGAGAUGAGUGAUCCGUCAGCCAUGGGGAAAAAGCUGGGUUUCUAUGCCGUCACUGUGGUGUUCGGUCUUGUCUUGCACGGCUUGUUCAUCCUGCCUGCCAUGUACUUCUUCAUCACCAAAAAGAGCCCCAUUGUUUACAUACGGGGGAUCCUGCAAGCCCUGCUCAUCGCCCUGGCAACCUCUUCCAGCUCUGCCACAUUGCCUAUAACCUUCAAGUGCCUCUUAGAGAACAACCACAUUGACCGCCGCAUCAUCCGUUUUGUGCUCCCUGUGGGCGCCACCAUCAAUAUGGAUGGCACCGCUCUCUAUGAGGCUGUGGCAGCAAUAUUCAUCGCACAAGUUAAUAAUUACGAGCUGGACUUUGGCCAGAUCAUCACUAUCAGUAUCACAGCAACUGCAGCCAGUAUCGGUGCAGCAGGGAUACCUCAAGCCGGACUGGUCACCAUGGUGAUAGUGCUAACAUCCGUCGGGUUGCCAACCGAUGACAUCACUCUCAUCAUUGCAGUAGAUUGGGCAUUAGACAGAUUCCGCACCAUGGUGAAUGUAAUGGGGGAUGCUUUGGCCACAGGCAUCAUGGCACACAUCUGCAGGAAGGACUUCAUGAAAGAGGGAGAUGGGGUGCCUUUGAUCUGUGAGACCAAACCCGCGAUGAACAAUCCACCUCUGAUGAAUUGUCACAACAACAAUGGCAACUACCGGCCCCCUUCUUCAGGGGUCAAACACGAACUUAUCCCUUCCGAUGUGGCCCGGCUGAUGCAGCUGGAGGAGGGCGUCCGGCCGCCUUCAGAGAGGAAGAAGCCUCCGAUUCCCCCAAGGCACCUGAAGAAGAGCAAAGAACACUGCGCCAUUGACAUGAAUGGUCUUGAGACCAACGUAUAGCUUCCUCCUGGAAUUUGAUGGGUUGUCUGUGUAGAUGUGCCGAUCAGAACCUCGGAACAAAGGACACCUAUACAGGUGGGAGGACGGCACGGCCAGGCUCCUCUUUAUCUAUCAGCUUAUUAAGGGGUCAGAACUCAAGGUGACAAGAUGUCCUGAUAACUAAGAGGAAAGUCUGUUGCUUUAUCGUCAUUAUAGCAGUGAAAUACUUUCUGUAAGACAGGACAAGCAUCACACAUACAGUGGAAUUCAUGACACCAGAAGGACAACAAUAUUUUAUUCAUAAAUCUCAUCCGUGGUGUGGACCUGCAGCGUGAGCUCGCACCUAAACUCCCAGACUGUGAACACAGGUGUGAGUACUUGCAUUGAUUAACUGAUUUCUAUUUGAUAUCUACGUUUUAUAUGAUUUAUUAAUUUAAUUAACAUGUUAAUAAGACAAGUGUUUAUUAUAUUUUCUACUACUGCAAGCAACCAGUCAUUUGCGUCAUAUCAGAGACAAGGCAGGAUUGCAAGUGUCUGGUUUGAGCUAAAUGUUCAGGAGGCAAAGUGAAAUGCCCUAAUUGUUUAAUUUUGCCUUAACAAAGCUGGUGGUGCUAGGCUGACAGGGAUGACAGGGAAGAGAGGACUCAUGUCAUGACUCAUGACUCCCUUAUGGUCAUGUUAUAACUUUAAUAAGCGGGCAAAAUAGAGAUUUAUAUGGUUUCAAGUAUUUGAACAGCCUCAGGAGCACUUAUUUAAAUAAACUUUCCUGGCACUUGAGCAGCCUAAAAACAACCACUGGUAAUUCAACAUAAACAAAGAGGCCCUUGUUUGUUGGUUGAGUGGAUUUUUUUUACUAUCUGCAAUAUAUCAAACAAGAUCUGAACAUCUACAACACACGAACUCACAGGUUUUCUACUGUAUUAGUUGAUGUAACUUUUCACCAUUAUGCGCUGAAGCCAUUUAUUAAAAGUGAGGCUUGGAUGUUUUCAGGUCUGUCUUAAUAUAAUAUUUAUUCCCAUGUAUGUGGAAAGAGUUAUUUGGUCAUUGUAAUCAUUCCUCCUGUCCAUACUGGCCAUGAAGUGAUUGUGCCCUAGCACAACUCUAUUGUGAGAAAUAGGGGAGAAAAUCUACUCCUUUGUUCAUUCAUUCACUGCUCAUUCAUAUAAUAGACACUCUAGUUUGCUUUACAGUGAAGAGAAAAUUGAAAUUUUAGACACUUAUGAAUCAUCAUCAUUGUACGUCAUCACUGACAGGUGUAGUCAUGGAUGUAUUUUAUAAACCGGAUACUGGACUCAAAGAUAGUGCCCACUUAUGCCAAACGCAUAUGCCAAAAAAGUUUUGUAGCUUCCGGAUUUGCUUCCGCGUUGUAUGGCCCACUGCACAUGUGAAUUAGCGUUUCGCCCACUCGGCCCAUAGACUUUACAUUGGGAUAAAUAAAAUAAAAGUUAUCUCUUUUUUAGGCUCUGGGAAAGUUUAAAACCUGGAUUAAGAAUUCAUAAUACAAGUAGUAAUAAUUUGACCUUCUUUUGCAGUUGGACAGUAUGAUCAGGAGGAAUUAUUACAGCAUGUGAGCAUUGUAUUAAAAUAGACUUGAAAAAAUCAUGUGCAAUUUCUUUAUAGUACAUUUCACUCUUGUCACAUAAAGGUUUCAGUUUACUCUUGUCAAAUACUAGGCUACAUGUAUCUUAUUUUAUCAACCAUUUCAGAGUGCUUCUCAAUGUUUUGAUGUACAACAGGCUGCCAACAUUUUUCCCAUGGGAAGAUUCUUUCUACAGUACCUGGCUUAUAUAUCAACUCGUUCUCACUCCCAACGCAUCAAAUACUGCAGCCUGGUCAGUGGCUGUACGCUUCAGGCUACAUCCACACUACUGUGUUUUCAUUUCAAAACAAAAACGAUCUCCUACCAGAAGAGCGUUUCAGCCCCGUUUCAGAAAUAAUCUCCGUCCAUACUAACACGCCUGAAAACGCAUAUCACGUGGCUAUUCACGUACACUGGGCAUGCAUGGGCCGGUGUAAACAGGAAGCAGAUUGUCUACUAUGCACAGUUGUAGUAAAUACUGCGAACGAAGAACAGCAAUGGCGAAAAGUAAGACCAGAGAUUUCUUUGCUUGGACCGACGAGGAGGCAUAGACAAGGUCAGCUGGUAGUCGAGGCUGAUGUCUUUGGUUGUUUUUGGGGUAUUGCGGUGCUGACGGACCCGACCAAUUUGAAACGUGUUCCACGGUCCAUGCUGUAGAUAUAAAGAGUGUGAAAAGUUCACGUAGAGAGGAGGUCAGGGUGGUUUGAUGGGUCAAACACAGGACUUUCACCCAGGAGUUCGCUGUUUGUUUCCCGUGUAAAACCAAUAGUUAACGUUGAAUUCUUUUUCACUUAUAUAACUUAACUAACUUAAGUUACGUAACUUAACUUACGUAACUAACAUACUUAUUUUAACCCAAACCAUGAUCUUUUCGUAAACCUAACAAAGUAGUUUUGGUGCCUAAACCUAACCAAACUGCGACCGUUUCACAACGUGUUUUAUUUUGAAAGUCUAACUGGCCGUUGCAUAUUUAUUAUUGCUAAGUUGACCGCGGAGUUCUGCACAUGCAAAACUGACGCUAGCGGGGUACAUAGAGCGUCAUAGUUUGAAGCGUAGGGCCACAGACCAAGCUGCCGUAUUUGACGAGUUGGGAGUGAGAACAUGUUGUAUAUUUAUGAUAUUGAACAUAAUAUCUGCACUAGCUGCAUAUUUGAGACGAAUGAGAAAUGAGCAGUGGCACUGUCCUGUGUGGGAGAACCUGCUGAAAAUAUCAGAUGUUCUGGUGAAUGUUAGGAAACGCACAGUCUUCUUCAGCCUUUUCAAAUAAUUUAUUGCUGUGUUCAAUGACUGUAUAUGUGACAAUACUAUACUGCUGUAUGUGAAAGUGACACUGUAUUCAUAGCAAUAUAGUGAGUGUAAUAGGAUGAGUAUUUUCGAUGUCAUAUAAAAAAUAUUUGCUAUCUUUUUUUAAAAACAGGAAUGGACUGAAGUAGCAGCAGCAGCACGGAUUGAAGCUUCAGAUAUGUCGAAAUUGCUGUUAUGUUGGAAUAUUUCAUUCACAAGCACAUGGCAAAAGAAUAACAUAAAAAUGAUGAUGAUCAAGA
This is a messenger RNA of Siniperca chuatsi (mandarin fish), 5192 nucleotides long. RefSeq names its product solute carrier family 1 member 7b (gene slc1a7b). Gene Ontology annotation, cellular component: plasma membrane. Lineage: Eukaryota; Metazoa; Chordata; Actinopteri; Centrarchiformes; Sinipercidae. The record is from RefSeq and is a predicted model, not a curated record. Gene Ontology annotation, molecular function: neutral L-amino acid transmembrane transporter activity; L-glutamate transmembrane transporter activity; glutamate:sodium symporter activity. Bases 252 to 2090 code for a protein of 612 amino acids. The transcript is spliced from 10 exons. Gene Ontology annotation, biological process: L-glutamate transmembrane transport.